AUCACGCUUUUGGAAGCAAGCAAAAUCGCUGGUGGCGCAUCAGGCAAGGCUGGCGGGCUUCUAGCCCUAUGGGCCUACCCGAGCUCUAUAGUGCCGUUGAGCUAUCAAUUGCAUAGAGAGUUGGCAAAAGAGCAUGGCGGCGAAGAGAGAUGGGGAUAUCGGACGGUACACUGCGGGCAGGUUGAUUGCACAGGCAGACAACUGCCAGAAAGGAAAGAGGCGACAGCCAACGGUGUUGGGGAGGAUGUGAGUCUGCAGAAGAACCCGCCAAAGGCUAUAGGCAAAUAUGCUGCGGCGGGAGUCCCAAAGGAUCUCGAUUGGGUGGCGCCUGACAGUCUACGAGCGUACGAGGAAAUGGGAGAUCCAACGACUACAGCACAAGUGCAUCCUCUGCUCUUCACGACCAGCAUGGCAGAGCUUGCAAAAGAGAAAGGAGCAGAUGUAAGGGUUGGCGCCAGUGUGAAGAGCAUCAACUACUCCUCAUCCGGAGAUACUGUUGAAAGCGUCACGUAUGAGGCGGAGGGUAAAACGAAGACCAUACCUACAACCGAUGUCGUAAUAGCAGCCGGCCCCUGGACGCGAAGUGUAUACCCAUCGGCCCCCAUUGGCGCAAUGCGAGCCCACAGCGUCACGAUACGACCAUCUCGACAAGUUUCUGCAUACGCCCUGUUCACCCAGAUCAAGCUUCCCUCAAAAUUUCCAUCGACCAAGAAUGCCGGCAACCACUCUGGUCAGAUUGUGAGUCCCGAAAUCUAUGCGCGACCCAAGGACGAAGUCUACGCAUGUGGUGAAGGAGAUCAUGUAGUUCCGCUACCUCCUUCCAGCGAGGAGGUCCAGACGGAUCAAGCACGAUGUCAGGAGAUCAUCGAUUUCGUUUCAAGCAUCAGCGAUGAACUAAGAGAUGGCGAAGUCACAGCACGUCAAGCUUGCUAUCUUCCCUCAGUCAAUGGUAGCAGCGCUCCUCUAGUGGGACCGACUGGUGUGAAUGGAGAGUGGAUGGCCGCCGGCCAUACCUGCUGGGGCAUACAAAAUGGGCCUGGAACUGGGAAGCUCAUCUCCGAAUGCGUGUUUGAUGGUAAGGCAUCAAGCGCGAAGGUCCAGGGCCUCGACCCAAGAAACUACCUG
This is a messenger RNA of Pseudocercospora fijiensis CIRAD86, 1125 nucleotides long. RefSeq lists its product as uncharacterized. Gene Ontology annotation, biological process: retrograde transport, endosome to Golgi. The transcript has a single exon. The record is from RefSeq and is a predicted model, not a curated record. The annotation marks the transcript as partial. NCBI's taxonomy places the organism in Eukaryota, Fungi, Ascomycota, Dothideomycetes, Mycosphaerellales, Mycosphaerellaceae. Gene Ontology annotation, cellular component: cytoplasm; late endosome. Gene Ontology annotation, molecular function: oxidoreductase activity.